UUUGUAGUUAAGGGGAAAGUACUCAAAUAUGUAAUUUUCUUCGUGUAAAAGUACUUUCUUCUACAAGAACUUAUUAGCAUAGCUUACGAAGUAUUUUAACCAGCAUUUUAUAUUAACAUUUACGGUAUUUUUGCUGGCUUUUACCAAGUGACAUUUGCUUAUUUUGAACAUUUUCUGUUUCCCUAGUUGGUGACAAGAAUAAUUAGUUUCCGUAAAUGACGCACGCAGUCUCUAUGUGGUUAGUUUAACUGUCAAUGAAGUUUGUUGUUCAGGCGGAAAUAACCAGUUGGCAAUAAAACGUAGAAAAAUAAGUUACUUCUUUGCUCAGUGAUGUUUUCUAGGCCGACAUUAUGUACUAAUUUAAUCCUCAUUGUGUAUGAAAUUUGUUCUGGUGACGGUAAACUAUUGUAGUUAUAUACCGCAUGACUACAAAAUAACAUUUUCCAAAUUCAAACAUUAUUCUGUGAAGUCUUUCAUCGUUUAAUUUGCAAACUUUCUUAAUGGUCUUCUGCAGUUGCAGUAGCCAUCAUGCCUAAAAGCCGGCAGAUGACUAUCGUAUGCAUAAUUAACCUAGAGCCAAGCAGUUCUUCAACCACUAUCAAGAAUAGGGCAUUCACUGACAUUGAGAAAGCAUGUCAACGAAUUAAAGCAAGUCUCACUGUUGUACCCUUCAAAAAUCUUGAUUUUGGUGAAACAUCUGCUUUGGAAAGUUUUUACAAUGCUGAUGUUGUGAUUGUGGAUAUAUCGACAGGAAUAGUCCAAGCUCUUGGCUACCAUGUUGGUGUCCGCCACAGUAUGGGUAUGAAACACAACAUCAUAAUUUCUUGUGAGAUAGAUACUGAAGUAACACAUCCGUUCAAGUUAUGCUGGGGCAAUUCCUACAAAUACUUGCCUUAUACUCUUGAUAACAAUGGUGCUUGUGUAGUUGCUGAUCCUGCAAGAGGGCAACAAAUAGAUACUCCAGUUGUGAACACAGGUGAUGCUGCUCCUUUACUGUGCAAUGCAAUACAAAGUGUCUUGCUUGAGGUAGAAAAAGAUAACAAAACACAUUUGAAAGAAAAUUUCCUGAAAGAUUUGAAGAAAACUCGUAACACAUAUCAAGGAAAAGAAUUGUCUGAGGCAUUACAUAGUUUUCAGAUGCGCCUAGAUGAUCCCCAGCUUUUGUCACCAGAAAUUAUUUGGAAUAUGUUGAUAUCUUAUCGAGAUAUCCAGGACUACCAUGCAAUGGUGAAGUUAGUGGAAGAUCUUGCUCAAGUCCCAAAGAAUCGCAUCACAUCUAUGCCCAAUAUUCAGCAUCUUUAUGCUUUUGCAUUAAACAGACGUGACAAAAAAGGCGACAGUGAUAAAGCUUUGAAGGUUAUUCAACAGGCAAUUGAACAAAGCAAUCCACCUGUAUCUGAUAUGUUAUGUUUAUGUGGCCGCAUAUACAAGGAUAAAUUUGUUCAGUCAGAGUAUACAGAUCAGAAGUCACUAGAACAAGCUAUUCAUUGGUGAGUUUCUCAUAUUUUCAUCAGGUUUUUCUGAUUUAAGUUUUGAACUAGAAGAGAAAGAAAGGUGUUACCUGGAACCUAUAUAAAAUAGGUAUCCUACUCCAUAAAAUUAGCAUGUGAAUAAUAAUUGGAUGAUGAUGUCACUUAGUAAAAACACAUCAGAACACAUAUGUCAAAAUAAGUUAUGAACAUCAAUUCCUUAAGGAGAAAACUACAAAAGUACAUGAUAUAUAUAUAUUUUUAAUAUUUUGCUUAGGCAUUUUAGUACUUAUAACCUGUUGUAGAACUCAGUAUAUGUAUGUUUCAGAACAAAGUGUCCAAUGAGUAUACAGCAGUAAUGAGAAAAAGAGAUAAGACAAGAAAACAAAGGUUAUGUUAUGAACUUCAUUAGCUUACAACUGUUUCUGCCAUAAGAUGCAGUGGACUCUUAAUUGAGUGCCUGGAUAACAUCCAAUAGCUUCACUGGAGCCUCCAAUAUGAAGUACAAUUUUGGAAAAAAGAAUUACAUAUUUGGAAUAUACAGGGAAAGUGUUAUCAGUGAGAAAGUCAUUGCUGAUGUAUAAUGGAAAGUGUGUCCAAAAGGCAGUUAGAUUUUCUAGUAGAAAGAAAACACCCAAAAAUAUGUAUAUAGUAUGCAUGCACACAUACUCGAAAAAAUGCGUGCAGGCACACAACAUAGAGAUACAC
This is a messenger RNA of Octopus bimaculoides (California two-spot octopus), 2177 nucleotides long. RefSeq names its product mitogen-activated protein kinase kinase kinase 15. Lineage: Eukaryota; Metazoa; Mollusca; Cephalopoda; Octopoda; Octopodidae. The record is from RefSeq and is a predicted model, not a curated record.